This is a messenger RNA of Anthonomus grandis grandis, 2264 nucleotides long. Its product is annotated as probable cytochrome P450 49a1. Lineage: Eukaryota; Metazoa; Arthropoda; Insecta; Coleoptera; Curculionidae. Gene Ontology annotation, molecular function: heme binding; iron ion binding; oxidoreductase activity, acting on paired donors, with incorporation or reduction of molecular oxygen. The transcript is spliced from 13 exons. Bases 207 to 2021 code for a protein of 604 amino acids. The record is from RefSeq and is a predicted model, not a curated record.
UGAAAUGUCAAAUUUUGUGUGGCUCCCACCCAUUUUGAAUUUGACGCGGAGUUUAUAAAUGAGGGACGUGAUUUUAAAUUUUAUAUCGUAUUUUCAGGGGGUAUGCGAUAAUUCCUUUGUUUAAGGUAAACAAUUAUUUUCAUUAUAUUAAUGUGAUAGUGUUGUGAUUGCAGGUGUUCUUGAAUACAUAAUCAACUAAAUAAAGAAUGUCAAAAAACACUUCUACUCAAGUAUUCCGACUGCUUAAGCAUGCGCGACGAGACUUUUUAGCAUUAAGGUCUAUUUACGUCUUGUCUCAAGAGCCCCAAAUACAAAAAUAUGACAAAAAAAACAAAUAUUAUUAUUCUACAUCAGACCUACCCGCGUCAACUUUAGUAAAAGACCAUCAAAACGAGGUUCAACAAAAACUAGAACUUAAUCCGCAAUAUACAAAUAAGGGUUAUCGACAAUAUUCCACUGCCUUGGACUUGCUUCCAGAAAUAUUUGAGAAAAAGUUUAUUCAAAGAACACCAGUCAAGCGAGUUGAGAAGUCUAUAAAAUCGUAUGCUGAUAUUCCUGGACCUAAAGAAUUGCCUUUUGUGGGUAACGCCUGGAGGUUUGCACCUAUUAUUGGACAAUACAAGAUACAUGAGUUGGAUAAAGUUAUGUGGUCUUUGUAUAAAGACUAUGGUCGUAUUGUUAAAGUUGGUGGUCUAAUAGGUCAUCCAGAUUUGCUAUUUAUUUUUAAUGGCGAAGACAUAAGAAAAAUUUUUAAAAGGGAAGAAACUAUGCCUUACCGUCCUUCAAUGCCCUCAUUACAUUAUUACAAACAAAAACUCAUGAAGGAAUUUUUUGAAGGAAACGAAGGUAUUAUUGGAGUACAUGGACCAAAGUGGGAUACUUUUAGAAAACAAGUUCAACAAAUCUUAUUACUUCCCAAUACAGCUAAAAAAUACGUUGAACCUUUAGAUCUUAUUGCUGGUGACUUUCUUAGGCUAAUGGAACAAUCGCUAGACCAUAAUAGGGAGCUUCCAGAAAAUUUCCUUUCAGAAGUAUACAAAUGGGCUCUAGAAUCCGUGGCUAGAGUGUCUUUAAAUAGAAGACUUGGUUGCCUAGAUCCAAACUUAUCAAAGGAUUCAGAAUCACAGAGAAUUAUAAAUUCGAUAAAUACAUUUUUUUGGAACGUUGCUGAGGUUGAACUGAAAAUGCCGGUAUGGAGAAUAUACAAAAACAGGAGUUUUAGAAAAUAUAUUGCAGCUUUGGAGGAUUUUAGAACGCUUUGUUUAAAAUACAUUACCCAAACAAUGAAAAGGAUGGAAACAAAAAAUUAUAAUAAUGUAAACGAAGAAGAUGUUUCCAUAGUGGAGAGGAUUUUGAUAAAGACGAAAAAUCCAAAAUUGGCUGCCGUUCUGGCCUUAGAUCUGCUUCUUGUAGGUGUUGACACAACCUCCAUAGCUCUAGCAUCCACAAUAUACCAACUUAGUCAAAAUCCACAAAAACAAGAUAUUUUAUAUAGAGAAUUAAAACAAAUUAUGCCAGAACCAGACACAAAAGUUAACGUUAAGGCACAAGAAAAUAUGCCUUACCUUAAGGCUUGUAUAAAGGAAACACUAAGAAUGUAUCCAGUAAUAAUAGGAAACGGCAGGAGUCUACAAUCGGACACGGUUCUCGCAGGAUAUAAUAUACCUAAGGGGACGCACGUAAUUUUUCCUCAUUUGGUGGUCAGCAAUAUUACAGAUUAUUUUUCAGAACCUGGAAAAUUUAUUCCUGAAAGAUGGCUUAAAAAAAAAGCUGUUGAAAGUACUGGAUGCCCCAUACAUCAUGAAAAUAAAGUACAUCCCUUCGUUUCAUUGCCCUUUGGUUAUGGUAGAAGAUCGUGUUUAGGACGGAGAUUUGCUGAAAUUGAAUUAAACGUUUUGCUGGCGAAGAUUUUUAGAAAAUACAAGGUGGAGUACAACUAUGGCCCACUAAGCUAUAAAAUAACCCCCACUUACGUACCUGAACAACCAUUAAAGUUUAAGUUAGUUGAGAGAAACUCUUAAGUUUUAUUUUGUUAAAUAAUUUAAAGUAUGAACUGGUUAUCGAAAGGAAACUUAAUUUAAUUUAACAAUAUUUUUUUACUUAAACUCAUAUUUUAUUUUAACUUAUUUAAUAUUAGGUAAAUUAAACUAAGGGCUAGGUCAAAAGAGAUAUUGUUUGCUUUUUUUAAUUUUAGAAUACAGCAAAAUUUUAAUAGAAAACAGUGUUAGAAAUUAAGGUCCUACAUAAAGUAUUAGUAAAAAUUU